UGAUGGGCAAGUUUUCAACUCCUCACAUUGAUGUGUAGCAUCUGAUCUGCUAGAAAUAAACAUCUUUUUAUGCUAGAAAUAGAAUUCCUUGUAUGCUCAUGCUGGUUCGUUUCUGUUCUAUUCAUGGGGCAUAUUGGCUGGUGGUUUGUGAGAUGCCACUGCUAGUUUGUUGGGAUUGCAAGUCUGGUUUGUUGGGAUGUCACUGGCGGAUGUCUAAUUUGAAUGCAUCAGUGAACACACACGCAAUGCAUCCAAUAAUGCGUAGCAUCCAAUAAUUUAUUCACUAUACACAUGUCUGUGAGAUGGUACUGCUUGUUUGUUUGUUAUUCUGGUCCGCAAAUGCUGAUUGCAUAGUGUUCUUCAUGUCUGUAAAUAACCUAUGUUCUGGCAGCAUUUAAGUAAAUCACUAGAUCAGUAGAUCAUUUAAGUAAAUCACCUAUGUUCACAUAACCAAAGCACUAGAUCAGCAGUAAUGUUCCUCACUUCAUUUCUGUUGCUGCCCUUCUGUAAAUCAAUGCCCUUGUAAAUUGUUGAUUUUCAAUGUGCUUGCAUUCACUAAUGUCAAAUUUCUGUUAAUGUAGGUCAAGCAUGCCACCUUAUAAGCUGAUUGUGACAUAUGGGGCACGUUCUUACAAGAAUUACAAGGGCGAGCAGUGCACUUUCUCUUCUUGGAGCUGGGACAUUCAUGUAGAGAGGCUGACUAGUUACGAUCAACUUGUGGGGCUCAUGCAGAGUAAAUAUCCAUGGGGAAAUGAUGAGGGUGUUGUGUUCUCAAAGUGGAAUACUUGCAACCAAUAUUUUGCGCUAAUUCGCAAUGAUGAAGAUGUGGUUAUGAUGAGAAUCAGGAAGAAAAGGUUAUUAAGAUACUUGUCCAGUUUUGCAAGAAUGGUGAGGAGGAUGAGCUUGCUAUUAGUUUGCUUCAACCAAUCCAACCUCCAGCAAGGAACAUACCCAAGGUCAUACUGGAAGAGUUAACUCAAAAUUCUCAGUAUGAGUAUGAGAUACCUGAGGAGAACUUGGCAGGGCAACAAAGAUCUGAAGAGGGCUAUCAAGGAGAGGACCAUGUAGGAAUAGACGAGGAGGAGCAGUACCUUGAUGGCGGUGAGCAGGAAAAUGGAGGCGAGCAAGCCAAAUAUGCUGACCAUAAGGCAACCGAGGAUGUUCCCCAAGAUGUUGAUGAAGAUAGUGGUGAGCAGGAAGAGGAUAGUGAUGAUGAGGAAGCUGAUAGUGAUGAAGGGGCUGUUAGUGAUGAGGAUAGUGAUGGGGGCAUAGUGCAUGAUAUUCCAGCAAUAAGUUAUGACAAGGAUAAUCCACCUAUGACAAAAGGGACAUUAUUUCCCUCAAUUGAAGAGUUCAGAGUUGCACUUGCUACACAUGCCAUUGUCAAUGAGUUUAGCUACAAAACUGAUAAAAGUGAUCAAAAGAGGGUGACGGUUUCUUGUUCCUAUGAACCACCGGAAGGAAAAAACCCAUGCAAGUGGAGGGUGAAUGGUUCGAUCUUAUAUGACAACAAAACAAUUCAGGUGAAGAAUGAACCCAAGAUGCACACAUGUCCUAGCACACAAAGAGAUGGAAAGUAAAGGUUGCUAAGAGAAAAUGGAUUGCGGCCAGGGUGACUGAUUGGUUGAAGGGUGAUCCAAGUAUGACUAGCAUCGCUUUGAAGAAAAGGUUGUUCGAGAAAUACCAUGUCGAUAUCGAUUAUCAGAGAGUGCUUGCAGGUAGACGCAUAGCCUUGGACCAUAUAUUUGGGAAGUGGGAGGACAGCUUUGAGUGCUUGUAUAGCUGGCAAGCUGAGGUGCUUAGGAAGUGCCCAACAAGUAUUGUAGUGAUAAAUCACAAAGAGGUAGAAGGGCAGCAACAAUUCACAAGGGCAUUUGUGUGUUUUAGAGCUUGCAUUUAUGGAUUUCUGUCAGGAUGUAGGCCUUACUUGAGCGUUGAUGCCACUGCCUUGAAUGGGAAAUGGAAAGGACAGCUCGCAGUUGCUUGUGGUGUUGAUGGACACAACUGGUUGUAUCAUGUAGCUUAUGCUGUCUUCGAUUCGGAGACUAAAGAAAAUUGGGAUUGGUUCAUGGAGAAUCUCAAAUCAGCUAUUGGCACGCCGGAUGGCUUAGUCAUAUGCACAGAUGCGUGCAAAGGGUUGGAAACAGCAGUGCAUACGGUAUUCCCAACUGCUGAACAUAGGGAAUGCUUUAGACACAUGAUAAUGAACUUCAGAAAGAAAUAUCAUGGAAAGGUUUUUGAAGAAAAUCUAUGGCCAGCAGCAUACACCUAUUCUCUUGCCAAGCAUAAUCACCAUAUGGACAAAAUUAUGGAAGCCAAUCCAGAAGCUAUCGCAUACCUUGAUGAGUGGCAUUCUAAUUUGUGGAGCAGAAGCAAGUUCUCUAUGGCAUGCAAAUGUGACUAUGUGAUGAACAACAUAGCCGAGUCAUUCAACUCCAUGAUUAAGAAAUUGAAGGGUUUCCCUGUUCUUGAAUUAUUGGAUGCAUUGCGAGAAUGGCUAAUGGUCAGAUUUGAAAUAAGAGCUAAAAUAGCGGAGAAAUUUGUACGCAGACAUCUACAAAUUCUGCCAAGGAUCACCAACAUGAUGAACAAUAGAUCAAGGGGGAUUGUGCUAGUUGGGAUCUCUAGAAGUGAUGACUGCAAAGCAGAGGUCACUAUAAAGAUCCAUGGAUAUAACUGGAAGCAUUGUGUAGAUUUGGAGAAGUGGGAAUGCUCUUGUAGGCGGUGGCAAGUAACUGGACAACCUUGCCUACAUGCCAUUGCAUUCAUCACAAGUAUUAGAGGAGGUCGAGAGAUAGAUGACUAUGUGCAUGAGUACUACUCCGUGAAAUCAUUCAGCAAUGCAUAUGCAAAAAAUGUGCCCACCAUGACCGAUAAGAAACAAUGGCCAGUGGUCGAUGUUGGGUUCAAAUUGCACCCUCGUGUACUGAAAAAGGCUGCUGGUAGACCUAGGACACAAAGGAUAAAGUCAGCCUUUGAGAGCAUAUCAAAGAGAAGACACAAGUGCCCAGAAUGCAAAGAACUUGGGCAUUUGUUGAAGACAUGUCCAAAACUUCAUCCCGAACGCAAGACAAGAAACAGGAAAAGAAAAAAUGUUGAGCCAGUAGACAUCGAAGACGCAGAAGCUAUUGCCACAGAUGCUGAGACUAUGGGCACUACAAGUGCUGAAAAUGGUUCUACAAACAAGAGAAGAGGUGGUAAAAGGGCAAAGUCUAGCCCAGUUCUUGAAGCAUCUAAGAAGACUUCUGCUACCCAUGAUAGCCCAGCAAAGAACACAAGAAGCAAAUGUCCUCCGUCGAAGAACACAAGAAGCAAAAAAUGUCCUUCGGCGAAGAGCACAAGCAAAAACAAGUUGUGAACCUUGCUGUUUAGGAUGAUGCGCAACUACAUUUAUUCCUUUAUUUUGUGGAGCACUAUGCAUAUGUGAACCUUGCUGUUUAGCUGAUGAUGUUCCUAGACUUGGUUGUACUAUGUCUCAACUUGUGUGGAGCUGCUUUUGGGGUGGUCCAUAUGCAUGUGAACCAGCUGUUUAGAUUAGAUGAUGGAUUUGAUUUCUAUGAAGUAUUUUGUUGAUAUUUAGAAUGCCUUAACCUCUUUA
Aegilops tauschii subsp. strangulata is the source of this 3598-nucleotide messenger RNA. The record is from RefSeq and is a predicted model, not a curated record. Lineage: Eukaryota; Viridiplantae; Streptophyta; Magnoliopsida; Poales; Poaceae.